ACAAAUAAGAAGGAAAAUAAAAAAUAAAGAAAAACAUGUCUUCUUGAUUGAUUUCUUUGUUCUUGGCAGUUCAUCUUGUUGCGCUGAAGGUUUUCUUGCAAGGAGAAAUGUAUUACGGUUUAAAAUGUUGGCAGUUGGCAGAUCUGCCUUCUCCUCCUGUAUGGACUGCUCUAAAAUGGAUCUCUGACGAUGAUGAUUUUAAGCCUCUGGAAGUCCUGCAUACGAAGAAAUGUGAGGAGUUGGCAGAUAUGCCCCUUGCUUCUUUUGCAGAUUUCGACAGGUUACCGAAGCUCUGGGAUAAUACGGAAAAGGAUAAUGAGAAUUUGCAUUGGGAACUUACCGAAAACGCCGAAACUUGCUUGGAUUGGUUCAAUCUGGAUUUGCUGUCAUUGAGAAAAUAUGAGACGUUGUUUCGUCCGCUUCCUGUAUUUGUAGUUCCAGACCAGUUAUCGAAGCUCCGUCCUUUGCCUUUCCCUACUUUCCUCAAAAGCAAUCCAGAAAAGGAUGAUGAGAAUUUGCCUAUGGAAGUUUCCAAAAAUGGGGUUGACACCAAAACUCGCAUGGAUAGGUUCAAUCUGGCUUUCCUGUCAUUGAGAAAAUAUGGGACGUUGUUUCGUCGGCGUCCUGUAUUUGUAGUUCCAGACCAGUUAUCGAAGCUCCGUCCUUUGCCUUUCCCUACUUUCCUCAAAAGCAAUCCAGAAAAGGAUGAUGAGAAUUUGCCUAUGGAAGUUUCCAAAAAUGGGGUUGACACCAAAACUCGCAUGGAUAGGUUCAAUCUGGCUUUCCUGUCAUUGAGAAAAUAUGGGACGUUGUUUCGUCGGCGUCCUGUAUUUGUAGUUCCAGACCAGUUAUCGAAGCUCCGUCCUUUGCCUUUCCCUACUUUCCUCAAAAGCAAUCCAGAAAAGGAUGAUGAGAAUUUGCCUAUGGAAGUUUCCAAAAAUGGGGUUGACACCAAAACUCGCAUGCGUAGUAUUUUGGCGAACUUUGAACGGAAAAAUUGUGAUGCUGAGGUUGCUUUGAUCAGAAUGGCAUCGAAUACACUACUAAAAGAUAAGAAAAUUGAAGUUCCAGAGUCGCUUCUGGGAAAAAUAGAAAUUGCUGGAGCUUUAACAGGCAAAGACAUUCUUGAACAGAAAAAUGAUGGGAGCAACGUUGGAAUUCAGAUUGUAGUUGGGAAGCAGGAUCACGAGCCAUCCCCUCCAGAGUCUACUGGCAACUCUAAGUUCCAAAACGGAAGCGCCCAUUUGCUGUUAAUUGUAUCAACUGUGUUAGCAGCAGUGACCCUUCUCGGAGCAUUUCAGCCACCAGGAGCAUAUCAGCCACCAAGCUUUCCUCGAGUCAAAGACCUAAGCAAUAAUCCCAGCAGAAUGAUGCGUUUGUUCCUGUUCUUUAACUCCAUCGUCUUUUUCACCUCAAUGGCCUUGAUCACAUUCCUUUUGCACAAUCUUCCAAUCCUUCCAUGGCUACUAAUCUCAGUAUCUUCUACAAUUGGGGCUUACAUGUGUGCGAUUAUAGCCAACUCUCCUCCUGACGUUGUGCCAGUACUCUUGAUUGGAACUUCCAUCUUUCUAGCUGCUUUCUUGCAUUGCGUGGCUCCGCAGCGCAAGUCAUUUAAUAAUCUCCAGUGGGUUUGCUCCAGAAUCCACAUAACAUAGAAAUCCAUUGCCAUAUCUGCACAAGCUGCAUGUGCAUGCUAAUAAACGUUAAUUAAAAGAAAUAAAACAAGAGUGACUCUAAGUCAGAGCAGUGUGUUUUGGCUUGUUCACUGUUGUUGGUAAGCUUGUCAUGCUUUUCAAUUUUAUUAUGUUUUCUGUUUAUUUCCAUGUAAAACUCAUAAUGCCCAUAUGCCAUGGGUAAUUAUCAAUAAAUAAUGGAACUGCUGCUGUUUUCAGACAA
Molecule: messenger RNA, 1896 nt
Organism: Hevea brasiliensis (rubber tree)
Lineage: Eukaryota; Viridiplantae; Streptophyta; Magnoliopsida; Malpighiales; Euphorbiaceae
Exons: 6
Coding region: 108-1655 (515 amino acids)
Source: RefSeq, a predicted model, not a curated record